AUGCUUCACGUCCUAGCGUUUUUGCCUGUCGCGUUCGCUCUGGUCCGUGCAACUCCCCCGACGGUGCUCUUGGACAAGGCCCUCGUGGUUGGCACAACGAACGACUCGGUGACCAGUUUCUUUGGCAUUCCUUACGCGGAGCCGCCUGUGAACGACCUCCGACUCCGGCUCCCCAAGCCGAUUGCUGCGUACCAGGGGACCAUCAAUGCGACGGUCCCGGCCACUCAAUGCAUACAGCUCGUGCCGCCGCUCCGUAGCGACCUGCCUCUGGAGAUUCUUGAAGACCUGAUUGCUUACAUCACUGAGAUCCCGGCCACGACAGCCACCGCUCAGAGCGAAGAUUGUCUAUCAAUCAGCGUACAGGUGCCCGCCGGCACUAAACCUGGAGCGAACCUACCCAUACUGGCGUACAUAUAUGGCGGCGGUUUCACUACUGGUUCUACUGCAGCGAAUCCGGGGGAUGUGCUCAUUAGGAGAUCAAUUGAACUAGGCAAGCCGAUUAUCUUCGUGAACAUGAACUACCGGCUUGGUCCCUUCGCGUUCCUGGGAGGCAAAGAGAUCAAGGAAGCUGGCGUUGGCAACCUUGGUCUUCACGAUCAACGUCUCGCGUUGAAAUGGAUCCAGCAGCACAUUUCCGCCUUCGGCGGCGACCCCAAGAAAGUUACAAUUAACGGCCUGAGCGCAGGUGCAAUCUCGGUCGGGCUCCAAAUGGUCACAAAUGACGGAAACACCGAGGGGCUGUUCCGUGGCGGGAUCAUGCACGCCGGCUCGCCGCUGCCGACGGGCGACAUUGAGGCUUUGCAGCCCGCCUAUGACAUUGUCGUCGAGCAAGCUGGCUGCGCAGCGGCUGCAGACACCCUCGAAUGUUUGCGUCAAGUCCCUGCGGCCACUCUGCUGAACGCCGCUGCCGCUUUGCCUAACCUCUUCGACCUCCCGGGACUUGCUGAGGUUUGGGCCCCGCGUGCUGACGGAGUCUUCCUACAGGCGCCGCCGCAACACCUGGUGCUGGCAGGAAGCGUAGCGAACAUUCCCUUCAUCACAGGAGACGCUCUCGAUGAGGGCACCAUCUUCGCUACGGGCAGCUUCAACGUGACCACCGAGGCGGAAUUCCGUGACUUCGUCCAGCAGGAGUUCUUCCCUGACGCGCCGGCUGACGUCCUCGCGCCCAUCUUCGACCUGUACCCCAACGUCCCGGCGGAGGGAUCGCCGUUUGAAACCGGAGACGCAAAUGAGCUUGCGCCGGAGUUCAAGCGCAGCGCGGCCUUCCAAGGCGACGUCGUGUUCCAGGCACCGAGGCGGUUUUUCCUGGAUCAGCGAUCCCUGAAGCAGCCUACCUGGACGUACACAAGCAAGCGUGGCGCAGUGAAGGGCUUGGGCUGCCCCCACGGGAGCGAUGCCACCCCAGUCCUGACCCAAGGCAACGACCUCGCAGACUACGUGAUCCAGUUCGUGACCACGCUCGACCCGAACGGCGCGUCCAACCGCACGAUCCCGUGGCCGCGCUACGAUCCGCUCGAGCGGAGCAUGCUCACGCUGCUCCCGGGAGACACGCCGCUGGAGAUUGUACCGGACACGGCACGGCUCGAGGCUAUGGCUGGGCUGACCGGGCUGAGCAUCGCGUUCCCCCUGUGA
Messenger RNA from Trametes versicolor FP-101664 SS1, 1632 nucleotides. RefSeq names its product alpha/beta-hydrolase. The coding region runs from base 1 to 1632 and encodes 543 amino acids. NCBI's taxonomy places the organism in Eukaryota, Fungi, Basidiomycota, Agaricomycetes, Polyporales, Polyporaceae. The record is from RefSeq and is a predicted model, not a curated record. The transcript is spliced from 14 exons.